AUGUUGAAAAUCACGAUUUUGGCACUUUUGGCCCUGUCUUGCAAUGCCCAGUACGGUAUGGCACCAACACAACUGUCCGCACCGGCUCCGCUACCGUUGCCAAUGGCUGCACCGGCACCAGUCAACUCGUACGCCGCUCCAACCCAAUCAUACUCAGCACCCACCCAAUCAUAUGCCGCACCCGCCGUUCAACAAUACACCGGACCAAUUGAAGCAGCCGUACAGACACGCCGUACCGUUGAGCUGAGACAAGUGGCCAUUCCCUCGAGUUAUGCUCAGCCACAGGUCAUUGAUGUCAACUCCGAUAAUAUGCCCGUCCAAAUCAACUUCCGAUCGUCUUCGAGCCGCAUCCAAGUCCAUCAAACACAUACCCCAUCCCAGGGAUCAGUAGAGCACUCGUCAUUCCAGGACCAACCACACCGACUGAUCAACGAAGUAACCAAACCGAUCUACCAGGAAGUCCGCGAAGUUAUCCAACCCUAUCGCCGAAUCACCCAAGAGAUCCGUCCGGUCAUCGAAGAGAUCCAUACCGUUGUCCACAAAGGAGAGCGCGUUGCCGCCGCCGCCGCUCCCGUUGUUCAACCCCUACCCCUCCAGACCGCCAGUUACGGUAGUGGAGCCGCUCUAGCCGUCAACGCUCAAUACAAGGCCGCCAAAGCAGCCAAAGCCGCCGCUUAA
Molecule: messenger RNA, 678 nt
Organism: Oppia nitens
Lineage: Eukaryota; Metazoa; Arthropoda; Arachnida; Sarcoptiformes; Oppiidae
Exons: 1
Coding region: 1-678 (225 amino acids)
Source: RefSeq, a predicted model, not a curated record